GCCUCUUUCCCCUCCGACUCCACUUCCCAAAAGGCCUCGCUUCAAGAUUCCUUAGUGCCCGAGGAGGCUUCUGGGAAGUGUAGUUCGGGGAUUGAUCGGGUGUGUGCUGAUUUCGCUUCCGUGGCUGGGCCCUUUGUUCGUUAGGGACUGAGGCCGGGAGAGCGAAGCAUGGAGGAGGGACAGCCAAGGGCCCCCCCGGCCCGGCCCCAGGAGUCGGUGACGUUCCGAGACGUGGCGGUGAGCUUCAGCCAGGAGGAGUGGCGCGAGCUGGACGCGGCGCAGCGGGACCUCUACUGGGACGUGAUGCUGGAGAACUACGAGAACCUCGUGUUCCUGGCGGGGCUGCCCGUGCCCAAGCCCGGCGCGCUGGCCCACUUGGAGAGGGGAGGAGCGCCGUGGAUGCCUGACGCCCAGUUCCCAGGAGGCCUCUUCCCAGAUUCCCUUAGUUUGGAGAUUAGAUGUGAAACCAAGGACUCAGCAGCAAAUCAGGGUGAUUGUACAGGGGUAUCCUCUAAGAAGAAAUUCACAAAGGAUGGUCCUUGGGAUUUCAAGAUAGAAGAAGCUUGGGAAUUUGAUGUCAGGUUAGAAAAACAGAAGGACAUGGGGGAGAAACAAUCCAGACAAGUAACAGUUUCUGACAGAGAAUCUUCUAAGGUGAAUCCUCAUGAAUGUAAAAUAUUUGGGGAAGGUUUCCGUCUGGGCUCAUUCUUUGUACCACAAGAAGUACUUCCUUCAGAAAUUAAUCAAGGUAAGCUCUUCACACAGUUUUCAGAUCUAAGGAAUCAUAAUGUAACAUCCUUAGGGAAGAACUUUUCUAAGCACAAUAAAUGUAGGAAACCUUUCAGUUACCAGUCAGAUCUUAUUGAAUUCUAUACUGUACAUCCUGGAGACCAAUCAUAUGUGUGUAAAGAAUGUGGGAAAACCUUCAGCCAGCGGGGAAACCUUAAUAAACAUCAGAGAGUUCAUACUGGAGAGAAGCCUUUUGAAUGUAUUGAAUGUGGGGAUACCUUUAGCCAGAGAAGAAAUCUGAAUGCACAUCAGAGAAUUCAUACUGGAGAGAAACCACAUGAAUGUAAUGAAUGUGGGAAAGCCUUUACCCAAAGAUCACAUCUUACUCAACAUCAGAGAAAGCAUAAUGGAAAGAAACCAUAUAAAUGCAAUGAAUGUGGGAAAGCCUUCAACCACAAAGGGAACCUUAACAGACAUCAGAGCAUUCAUACUGGAGAGAAACCCUUUGAAUGUAAUGAAUGUGGGAAAGCCUUCACCCAGAGGAGAGACCUGAAUGCACAUCAAAGAAUCCAUACUGGAGAGAAACCCUUUGAAUGCACUGAAUGUGGGAAAGCCUUCAACCUCCGGGGGAGCCUUAAUCAGCACCAGAGAAUACAUACUGGUGAGAAACCCUUUGAAUGUAGUGAAUGUGGGAAAGCCUUUAGACAGAGGGGUUAUCUUAUUUAUCAUAAGAGAAUUCAUACAGGAGAGAAACCAUUUAAAUGCAAUGAAUGUGGGAAAGCCUUUAGACAGAGGGGAAACCUUAGUGAACAUAAAAGAAUUCAUACAGGAGAGAAGCCCUUUGAAUGUAAUCUUUGUGGGAAAGCCUUCAGAAAUGCCUUAUGCCUUACUCAGCAUCACAGAAGUCAUACUGGAGAGAAACCCUUUGCAUGCAAUGAAUGUGGGAAAGCUUUCAAUCAUAGGAGGAACCUUAAUAGACAUCAGAGCAUUCAUACUGGAGAAAAAACUUUUGAAUGCAAUGAAUGUGGGAAAGCUUUCAGCCAGAGAGGAGACCUCAAUGCACAUCAGAGAAUUCAUACUGGAGUGAAACCCUUUGCAUGUAACGAUUGUGGAAAAACCUUCAACCACAGGGGAAACCUUAAUGUCCACCAGAGAAUUCAUACUGGAGAAAAACCCUUUGAAUGUAAGGAAUGUGGGAAAGCCUUCAGCCAAAGGGGAAGCCGGAAUCAACACCAGAUAAUCCACACUAGAGAGAAACUCUUAUGAGUAGAGUGAAUGUGGAAAAGCUUUCAUAUGUGCAGAACACAUUAAUGGACAUCUGAGAAUUCAUCAUGGAGAAAACUUCAAAGUCACAAUUGGGGAAAAGGAAGCAUCAAUUCACAUGGAUAAAAAGCUUUAUGAAUGUAAUGAUGGGGGUAAAACGAGAUGAUACUCAUCCCUCCUCAAACAUCAGAGACUCUACAGUGUGAAACAAGGGUGGGGAUGUAAUGAUGCGUGUUCUGCUACAUAAUAAGCUAUUGCUCUUGCUGCUUCAUAGCUUAUUAUUUAGGUGCCAGGUAUUUGGUAACAUGCCUCUACUUUCAUUUUUGUAAAUAGUUUUUGUAAUAUUAAGUCUAGAUGUUCUUUAGAUGUUGGAUAGAAUUCACUUAUAUAUGUACCUGGUCUUUAUUUCCACCUCUCUCCACUCCUACUUUGGGAGUUCAUUUACAGUUUAUUCAGCUUCAUCUUAUGACACCAAAUUACUUUAGGUUCUCCAUGUCUUCUGUUAAUCUGGGUAGUUUAUAGUUUUGUAAAUAUUAAUUUCAUUUGUAAAAAUAAUUAAUUUUCAGGGUUUUGUCACAUAAUUGGAUAUAUUUGAUUUGUUGUGAUAUGAUCAUUUGAAAAUUUUUAUGAUGUGGUUUUUCUUUUUUCUUAUCAGUUUAGUUAAUGAGUUCUCUAUUUUAUCCAUUUUUUAAAAAUUUGCUGUAUUAUUUAUUAUUUCAAUAGUUAUUUUGUUUAUAGUUUUGUUUAUAACUUUAUUUAAAGAAUUUCUAUUUUUGCAUUCACAUAAGGGCUUUUAAUUUGUAAUUUUUCUGAUGUACAAGUGUAACCAUGCUAGUACUCUAAUCAGUGAACCCCAGUGGCUUUCUUUUUUUUAACCCUUAGUUUAUGUCUUUAGUAACAAUUCUGACUAAGGGCUAGGGAAAUGGGAUUAAGUGAUUUGCCUAUGGUCACAUAACUAGGAACUAGCUGAGGCCAGAUUUGAACCCAGAUUCUCCUAAAUCCAGGCCUGGCACUCUAUCCACUGGGCCACCUAGCUGCCCCCUAGUGGAUUUCUAUUGCCUCUGGGAUCAAAUAUAAGCUCCCUUGGCCUGCCUUCCCACCCUUGCACAUGACUUCCCUUCCUUUCUGACUGGGCAAUUCCUUGCCCACAGCUCUUCCCUUCCCUUAUUUGUGCCUUUGCACCAGUCUCUUCCCUUCCAACACAGUAUUCCUACUUUACCCUUGCCUCUUCCUUGUUUCCUACAAAAACUCUUAUCCAGAGAUGUCGUCUACUUGGAGUCUUUCCUGAUCCCCUUACUUUCUGAUACACUCUCCUCCCAUAUUUCCUAUAUUUUGUAUAUACUUAUUUAUAUAAAUGGUAUCUCUCCCAAUAGUGUAAGGUCCUUGAGGGCAGGAAUGAUUUCAAUCUUGUCUUUAUGUUCAUAGUGCCUGGCAAUUAGUAGGUAAUCAAUAAGGCCUGGUGAUUGAUGAAUGUUUUUCUAGUUUAGUUGCAUGCUCAAUUCAUGUGACUCUCAUUUUCCUCUCUCUUUUGCUGAUGUAGGCAUAUCUAUCUCUACCUAUAUUUAUAUCUGUUCCUCCUAAGGACCUUGUUGUCUUCAUCCCAUAAGUUUUAGUAUAUUGCAUCAUUUUCUUUGAUAUAAUUAUUGUUUCUGUCAUUUGUUUUUUACCCUUUUAUUAAUAUUAUAUUAUUGAAGUUGGAAUAUUUUCUUUAGAUUGCACUUAUUAAUUACAAUUUUAUUGGAUUGUAGUCUGUAAAGGAUUUUUUUUAAGCCCACCCAUAAAUUUUGCUUAAUGAUUCUUUGUGCCAUCGCAUGUGGUUAAUUUUUAUAAGACUGAAAAAAAUGUAUACUCUUUUUGACUCCCAUUCAGUAAUCACCAAAGGUCUAUCCUAUCUUACUUUUCUAAUAGUCUCUCCCGAUCCCUAACUUUUUUGGUUAGAUUUUAUUUUAGAUUCCUCUUUGAUUUUAAGUCCUCAGUAAUUUUUUUUUUGCCUAAUCCUCUAUAUUUUGGCUUUUUCCUCUAAGAAUAUGAAUGCUGUGCUAUUAAGUACAUAUCUAAUUAAUAUUGACAAUUUUUCAUGAUCUGUGGUACUGCUGUACAUAAUGCUUCCCACUUAUCUCUUUACUGUAUCUAUUUUUAUUAUUGCUUUAUCUUAAGUUGUGAUUGCUACUUUUAACAAAUUCCUCUCAGACGUACGUCUAUUCAUUUUAACUCAGUAUGAGUCUUUAUAUUUUAAGUGUUUCUUGUAAACAACAAACUGCUGGAUUUUCCUUUCUCAUUCAGUUUGCCACCCUCAUCAACAUUGUGGGUGAUUUGUUUCACUCAUGAAUAUUAAUUCAGUAAUGUCAAAUAAAAUACAACCAAAGAGGCUACUGAGACAUUCUAUUAAUGCAAAAGAAUCCAAUGACAAGAUUAAUAGAUCCCUAAAAAAGCCUUUGACAGAACAUCAGCCCUCGUUCUUUACAAAACAUUAAAAUAAAAAGCAUAGGAAUAAACUGGCUUUCACUUAAUAUUAUAAAUAGCAUCUGUCUAAAGCCAAGAGCUAACAUUAUUUACAAUGGAGAAACAAUAGAAGCUCUCCAAGGAUGAUUAGGUGCAAGACAAGGACAUUCACUGUCACUACUGUUAUUUUAUAUCAUUCUAAAAUGCUAGAAAGGCAGCUCGGUGGAGCAGUGGAUAGAGUGCUGGGCCUGGAGUUGAGAAGACUCAUCUUCCUGAGUUCAAAAGUUGCCUAAGACACGUAUAAACUGUGUGACCCUGGGCAAGUCACUGACUCUUUUUGCCUCCGUUUCUCAUCUGCAAAAUGAGUAAAAAAAAUGAGAAGGAAAUGGCAAACCAGUUCAGUAACUUGCCAAGAAAACCCCAACGGGGGUCAUGAAGAGCUGGAUGGGACCGAACAACAACAGUAAGUGCUAGAUGUAGAAUCAGAAUAAGCAGAGUGAGUAAAUUGAUCUCCAUUCAGAGAGGCUGUGAUGGUUCUUCUAAGAGAAUCCCAGAGCCUCACCCAAAAAUCAGUUGAAACAAUAAUCAGUAAAUGAGCAUGAAGUAAUUCAGUAAAUGAAAUAAGCCUAGAUGAUCUGUAUGCUUCUAACAAGUCACAGGAGAAGACUGAAAAGGAGGCUUAUCCAGGAUCAGUCGAAGAUGGUGAAAAUCUCUGGCAUUUUCUACACUAAGACAUACUCGGGUCUUAGAAAGAACCAGAAAUGCUGUUUACAGAAAUAAAGGCGCAAUGCCAGAGGGCCACUGUGAUGGCUGACCGUGCUGUGAACUGGUCGUUCCAUUCUGGAGUACAACAUGGAAUUAUAGGAGGAAGGUCUCUUCUGUAUCUCCUCGUGGACACUGAUGUAUGCUCUGAGAAAAUCAGAAAGAGAAGGGGGAAGGUCCUCCAGACACGCGUACAGAAAUGCUGACAUCAGCACUUUGUGUGGUAACAGGACUGGAGGCAAGUUGUAGCCUGGGAAGGGAAUGGAAUCCCAUCAGCAAUGACAACCGAAGACUGAGAGGAACUUGGUGAGGUGUGGGAGGAGCUCGAACCAGAGAACCCUCUACACAUUGACCACAGUAAGCCAUCGUUGCAGCCAUCAGCCUCAACUUCCGGAGACACCCUGAAGCAUGUCGCCCUUGUCUUGGCUAAGAUGGCGGGAUGGAGCUUUGAGGGAGACAUGCCUGUGAGACAUGGACCAUUUGUGUGGGGGUUUCUGCAUAGAUGGACUUUUCAGUGAAGGGGUUUGGGGGUGGGAGGGAGGGAGGGAGGGCGGGCUCAUGAUGGAAGGACUGUGAGGUAAUAAAAAAAUAGAAAACGAGAAAAAUUUUAAUUUAUCCCUUGUUAAAGACUAGACAGUUGGAUGUCACCAGCCACUUUGUUGUUUGGUAUUUUGAGAGAUUAAAGACUGUAUCUUGCUUUUUGGACCUUCUUACAAUGCAUAAUAGAUGUUGACAGAUGCCAGUAGAGUUGCAUAAGACAGUGCAGGUUUGUAAUCUCAGGCAGCUAUGGCAGACAGUGACAAAACAGUUGGCCUGAGUUCAAGUCCAGCCUCAGACACUAGUUGUGUGACCCUGGGUAAGUCACUUCACCUCCUUUUCAGAUUCCUCACCUAUAAGAAGGGGAUAUAAGAACAGCCCCUCCCUUACAGGUUUGUUGUGAGGAACAUGAGAUAUUUGUAAAGUGCAUAUCACAGUGUCUGGCACACAGUAGGUGCUUACUAAAUGCUGGUUCCUUUCUCUUCUCAAACAGUGCCUGAACUACAAGAUUUUAAAAAGUUUACUUCAUGUAAUUUUAGAUGGUUAGUUUCCUUUGAAAAAUUCUAAAAUCAGUAAAAAAAAUUGUAAAAUCAAAAAAGUUGUUGCCCAGACAAAAUUUUAAAGUAGCUUAAAUGUGGCAUAAACUAAUAUUUACAUUUUGCUCAAUAAAAGACAUGUACAUUAACUUUAACCAGACUAUUAAAAAAAGGUCAUGUUUGCUUCUGUUUA
Monodelphis domestica (gray short-tailed opossum) is the source of this 6462-nucleotide messenger RNA. RefSeq lists its product as uncharacterized. The record is from RefSeq and is a predicted model, not a curated record. Lineage: Eukaryota; Metazoa; Chordata; Mammalia; Didelphimorphia; Didelphidae.